AUGUUGAAGAUUAAGUUUAAACUUGUUUAGAAGAACUGGAUUACGCUACUCCAAACCUUGUAUGCUCUUUUCUCAAGACAAAGAACCCCCCAAAGGUAUUUCUACUCCUUUUAACUUUCAGGUUUCCAAAAAUUUUAAAGAAAAUCCAAAAUAUAGCAAGAAGAAUCCACUUAACCUAAAGAAGAAAAGAAGGCCACUGAAAAACCCAAUUAAGAGGAAGCAGAGAAGAUCAUCAAGGAUGAAUAAUCAGAAGGUGAUCUACCCCCAAAAAUCGAAAAACCAUAGAAAAAGAAGUACCAAUUUACUUAUGAUCCCAAAUCCUUUAACCCUUAGGACGAGAAUCAGAAGAAGGAGAAGCAGUAAUCAGAUUAAGAGGAGAAGGUGGACAAGUAGGAGAAUCAAGAAGAAAAACAAGAAAAAUAGGAAAAUUAAGAAGAAGAAUAAUAAUAACAAUCACAGUAAUAAGAGAAGAAAAAAUCUUAAUUCCCAUAAAUUGAUUUUAGCAAAUUCACAGAGUACUUAAAGAAUCCAAAUAAUCGCAAUUAUAUUUACAUGUUUCUAGGUGUUACUGGAUUAGCCUCACUUUACACAUAUUUGAAUAUGGAAGAAGAAAUAACUUAUACUGAGUUUCUAAAGAAUUACUUAGAAACUAAUCAAGUCAGUUCAAUCAAAGUGUAUAAUAAUGAUAAUAGCAAAAUUAAUUAAGCUUCAAUCAUUACAAAUAGAGGAGAAUCUAAAAAGUUAAUUCUAGGAAAUGUAGAUCACUUCUUAGAAAAUCUAGAACGCUAUUAAACCGAAAAAGGAGUCUAUCCAGAGCAAUUCAUUCCUGUCUCCUUUGAGAUCUAAAGCAACGAGAUUGUUGAAGUAGGGAUUUUCGGUUUUUCUCGUCUUUUAUAUCUUCAAAACCAACUCAAAGGUAGUAUUGGAAGUCUUGGAAAAGGUGGAGGAAAUGAUGUAUUUGGCUUUGGUAAAUCAAAUGUAAAAUAAUUUGGAUUUGAAUAAAAUGUAAAGGUCAAAUUUAAUGAUGUGGCUGGAUUGGAUGAAGCUAAAUUAGAAAUCAAAGAAUUUGUAGACUUCCUCAAGAAACCAAGAAAAUUUAAAGAAAUGGGAGCUAAACUACCAAGAGGAGCUUUAUUGGCCGGACCUCCAGGAACUGGUAAAACUAUGGUGGCAAAAGCUUGUGCAGGUGAGGCUGGUGUUCCAUUCUUUUUUGUGAGUGGAUCUGAUUUCGUAGAGAUGUUUGUAGGAGUUGGUGCAAGCAGAGUCAGAGAUCUAUUCAAAUAAGCCAAAGCAAAGUCUCCUAGUAUUAUUUUUAUUGAUGAAAUCGAUGCAGUUGGUAGAAAGAGAAAUGCUAAAAUUGGUGGUAAUGAUGAAAGAGAUAAUACAUUGAAUUAAUUGUUAGUUGAAAUGGAUGGAUUUGGAACUGAUACUAAUGUUAUUGUUUUGGCAGCCACUAACAGAAAAGAAUUACUUGAUCCAGCACUCACUAGACCUGGUAGAUUUGAUAGAUCAAUAGAUAUCACAUUGCCAGAUAUUGAAGGUAGAAAACAAAUCUUCAUGGUUCAUUUGGCUCCAAUUAAGUUGGAUCCCUCUAAGACUAUGGAAGAAUAUGCAAGAAGAUUGGCAACUCUAACUCCAGGAUUCAGUGGAGCUGAAAUUGCCAAUCUUUGUAAUGAAGCUGCUAUUAUGGCAGCUAGAGCUAAUAAGACAUAUGUGGACUCUCAUGAUUUUGAGAUGGCAUCAGAAAGAGUCAUGGCUGGUUUAGAGAAGAGAAGAAUCAUAAGUGAAGAGGAAAGAAAGACAGUUGCAUUUCAUGAAUCUGGACAUGCUGUGGCCAGUUGGUUCUUAAAGGGAGGACAUCCACUUCUUAAAUUAACUAUCAUUCCUAGAAGCAAGGGCUCAUUAGGAUAUGCUUAAUAUUUACCUAAUGAAUCCAGUCUAGAGACCAAACAAGAAUUAUUGGAUAGAAUCUGUUGCAUUUUGGGAGGAAGAGUGGCUGAAGAGAUUUUCUUUGGGUAAGUCACUACUGGAGCUUAUGAUGAUUUAAAGAAGGCUUAUGAUGUAGCUCACAGCAUAGUGACUAAGUUUGGUAUGAAUGAGAACAUUGGGUAUGUAGGAUUUCAGGAGGGAGAGUUCUAGAAACCUUAUAGUGAUGGCACUAAUAAGUAGAUCGAUGAUGAAAUUAGAAAGCUUAUUGAAGAGCAGACCUAAAGAACUAGGUUAUUGAUCACUGAGAAAAAGGAGUUUGUUAAUAAAUUGGCUUCAACUUUGUUGGAGAAGGAGACUCUCGACUUGCAAAAAAUAAUUGAAGUUUUGGGAGAAAGACCAUUUCCACCGAAAUCAAAUUAUAAGGCUUACUUGGAAAUCAAAAAGGAGGAUCAGCAAACAACUUCUUAAUGAAUUAUAUAUUUUAUGUAUUUUUGAAUAGAAUUUAUCGGAUUC
Molecule: messenger RNA, 2442 nt
Organism: Paramecium tetraurelia
Lineage: Eukaryota; Ciliophora; Oligohymenophorea; Peniculida; Parameciidae
Exons: 4
Biological process (GO): mitochondrial protein processing; protein-containing complex assembly
Cellular component (GO): m-AAA complex; membrane
Molecular function (GO): ATP-dependent peptidase activity; metalloendopeptidase activity; ATP binding
Source: RefSeq, a predicted model, not a curated record